Molecule: messenger RNA, 2322 nt
Organism: Mustela lutreola (European mink)
Lineage: Eukaryota; Metazoa; Chordata; Mammalia; Carnivora; Mustelidae
Gene: UTP18
Product: UTP18 small subunit processome component
Exons: 14
Coding region: 450-2117 (555 amino acids)
Biological process (GO): rRNA processing
Cellular component (GO): Pwp2p-containing subcomplex of 90S preribosome; small-subunit processome
Molecular function (GO): protein binding
Source: RefSeq, a predicted model, not a curated record
GUGGGACCCUCUGCAGGCUCCGUACUCCAAGGGCCGUACCAAGACGAGGGGGUGGAAAAGGCAACCGCGGCUCGUGUUAAGUCGAGUGGUUAAAAAGUCAGGAAGAAGAGCAGAAGUUUCAUUCAGUCAUCCCAGCUUAUACUCCUGCUUUCUUGUGCUCCCUUCAAUCAGUUGCAGCUGCGAAGUUGUGUUGGAAAAAAUUUUCCACUCCAGUCACGCCGCUUCCCCCUCCACCCGGAAGAUCGGUCCUCCCGGAGGAACUCCCCUACGGGGAGGGGUUGCUGAGGGGAGUGGGCGUUACGUAGGGAGAGAGUGUUGGUCACGUGCUAACAGGCCGCGCAGGCUCCUUCCGACCCCGCGGGGCCUCAGCGGCCGCGGACAGCGAACCGCCUCGGCGCACGCGCAGCGAGGUUCCACGUGAGCGCCUGCGUUUCUUCUCCAACCCAACGAUGCCGCCAGAACGUAGAAGCCGAACGAAACCGGACCGGAGACCCGGAGUGAGUCUGGACCGGAAGAGCCGAACGAAGCCGGGCCGGAGAGCCGGAGCAGGGCCGGGCGGGCCGCCCCGAAAGGCUGCUCCUUCAUCCCAGCGGAAACCGCCGGCCCGGCCGAGCGCAGCGGCCGCUGCGAUCGCAGUCGCGGCGGAGGAGGAGAGACGGCUCCGGCAGCGGAACCGCCUGACGCUGGAGGAGCACAAACCGGCCGUGGAACGGUGCCUCGAGGAGCUGGUGUUCGGCGACGUCGAGGACAACGAGGACGCGUUGCUGCGGCGUCUGCAGGGCUCGCGGGUUCAAGUGCAGGAAGACUCAGGUGACUCAGAAGUGGAAAAUGAAGCAAAAGAUAAUUUUCUGUUUCAAAAGAAGCCAGUUUGGGUGGAUGAAGAAGAUGAAAAUGAUGAAAUGGUUGACAUGAUGAGCAAUCGGUUCCGCAAAGAUAUGAUGAAAAAUGCCAGUGAAAGUAAACUUUCAAAAGACAAGCUUCAAAAAAGACUUAAGGAAGAAUUCCAGCAUGCCAUGGGGGGUGUACCUGCCUGGGCAGAGACUAGUAAGCGGAAGACAUCUUCAGAUGGUGAAAGUGAAGAGGAUGAAGAUGAUUUGUUGCAAAGGACUGGGAAUUUCAUAUCUACAUCAGCUUCUCUUCCUAAAGGAAUCUUAAAGGUAAAGAAUUGUCUCCAUGUUAACGCGGAACGUCCUACCACGGCUCGGAUCUCAUCCGUGCAGUUCCAUCCUUGUGCGCAAGUUGUAAUGGUUGCCGCGCGAGAUAAUGCCGUGUCGCUGUUUCAGGUUGAUGGAAAAACAAAUCCUAAAAUCCAGAGCAUCUAUUUGGAGAAGUUUCCAAUAUUUAAGGCCUGUUUUAGUGCUACUGGAGAAGAGGUUUUAGCCACGAGCAUCCACAGCAAGGUUCUUUAUGUCUAUGAUAUGCUGGCUGGAAAGCUAAUUCCUGUGCAUCAAGUGAGAGGUUUGAAAGAGAAGAUAGUGAGGAGCUUCGAAGUGUCUCCAGAUGGGUCCUUCUUGCUGAUAAAUGGUGUUGCUGGAUAUCUUCAUUUGCUGUCAAUGAAGACCAAAGAACUGAUUGGUAGCAUGAAAAUUAAUGGAAGGGUUGCAGCAUCCACGUUCUCUUCAGAUAGCAAGAAACUAUAUGCCUCUUCAGGCGAUGGGGAAGUUUAUGUUUGGGAUGUGAACUCUAGAAAAUGCCUUAACAGAUUUGUUGAUGAAGGCAGUUUAUAUGGAUUAAGCAUUGCCACAUCUAGGAAUGGACAGUAUGUGGCUUGUGGUUCUAAUUGUGGAGUGGUAAACAUAUACAAUCAAGAUUCUUGUCUCCAAGAAACAAAUCCAAAGCCGAUAAAAGCUAUAAUGAACUUGGUUACAGGUGUUACUUCUCUGAGCUUCAAUCCUACUACAGAAAUCUUGGCAAUUGCUUCAGAAGAAAUGAAAGAAGCGGUCAGAUUGGUUCACCUUCCCUCCUGUACAGUAUUUUCAAACUUCCCAGUCAUUAAAAAGAAGACUGUUUCUCUUGUUCAUACCAUGGAUUUUUCUCCCAGAAGUGGGUAUUUUGCCUUGGGGAAUGAAAAGGGCAAGGCCCUGCUCUAUAGGUUGCACCAUUACUCAGAAUUCUGAAGAGAAUAUUUGAAAUCCAGUUGAGCCACAAGAGAAACCUGUCUCAAUAUAUCUUCUCAGAAGCUUUCUGAAUGUGUGAUAACAUGUGUAUAAUGAUGUAUCGAGCCAGCUGUGCUUAUUUAAGUCAACAGAGGUGUCUUAUAAACAAAUAGCAACUUUUGUUUGAAAAUAAAUGUAUGUUCUUUCCUUCCCACCUACACACAAA